AAAAAAAAAAAAAAAAAGUGCAAAAAAUGUGUGCAAAUGUGUGUACACGAAUAAGUUUAAGUGUUAAAAACCAGAGUGUUAAGCUGAAAAAUUCAAAUAUUUAAUAAUAAAAGGUUUUGGAAAUUAACCAAAUCGGAAAAAAACGAAAAUUUGCUCAAGUGUAAAAUGCAUAAACCCCUUAAAAUCGCCGGUAAACCGUAAAUCAACACGCGUACCGCUUCUACUAGCGUACCGUCUGCUGCGCCACAACGACAAUGAAUAUUCGUCAUAGUUGAGGGUACGUGUUCGGUGUACGGUGCGCGUUUAUUGUGCCGUACAUAUAUACUACAAAACGCGAUACGCCACGACGUAACGUACAAGAACAGUUUACAAAAUUCGUUUUAGUAAUUGUUGUGCGACACUAGUACGCCGUCAGUGCUGACCCAACGCCAAACGCGUAGCCUGUAAUCGUGUACGGGCGCUGAUUUUGUUGCAAUGCAAGCGAAUAAUAGUGGCGGACAGCAGCGAACAGCUUUAUCGGCACAAUCAUCGGGUACACCGUCGCAAUCAACGAUCUCGUCAUCGGGGAAGCAACAGGUUGUCGAACUAUCCGGUUACGUUAUUAUUUUGGUGAAAAAUGUUGAAGGUAAAACUAAACUCUACGGCUCACCGCCCGAUCGUGAUAAUCUGGAAGUGGGCGAUGAGAUACUCGAAGUUAACGGUUUGACGUUGGAGAAUAUCCCAUAUGCGGAAAUUAUCAGACAUAUAUAUGAGUGUAUAAAAUCCUGCACGAUAUGCCUUCGCGUUCGUAAAAAAAGCGAAUCGAAAUUGGCCUGGGAUAUUGGCAAUUCGGUGCAGCAGGCCUUUGUUAUCGCUGUUGAGGAGCAAGCCCGUGAGCGGCUGAAACGUUUGGCAGAGCUUAAUCGGGUAAAGCCGGUGGAUAUAACAGAGGUGUCGAAAACGCUGCAACAGCUCAAAGGUGACUCGCUAACCACGCAGAAACAAGACCUGAGCUUCCUGAAUGAGGCCUCGCCCAUCUACGUCACCUCCUUCACAAGCACACAGAUCACAUGCAGUAGCUCGACUGUCACCACCGCCACCGCCGCCACUGCCGGUCUGAUUACCUCGUCAACCAUCGCGCCCACCGCCACGGCGAGUGCGACCGGCAUCAGCACAACAUCGGCGAUUGUGCAUGGCGCUGGACCGCAGAGUUCGACGGGCGCCGCGGAUCGGAAUGCUAACCAGACGACGGCGGCCAUGGCUGCCGCCACAGCAACGAAACUAGCCAAUCACAGUAGCGCAGGAGUGGCAGCGACGGCGACGGGACAGCCCGCCAGCGCUGGUAAGGCACAACAACAACCGCCACCACCAUUGACGUUACAAUUUCAACAGCAACAGGCCGCCCAGUUGGCACAGCUGGCGCAGCUGCAGCAAUUGCAAACGCCCACUAUAGCGAGUAGUUUGCAGCAUCUCGCUGUCGCAGAGGAGGAGAUCGACGAUGACGAUCUGAUCGGCAUGGACGCGGCCAACUACUGUAGCAUUAACUUUAUUAAAUACGACAACAAACACGCACAAUUGCCACCAGUCACGUCGGCGGUGGUGCUGCCCGCGGCGGCAGCCACGCAGCUGCAGAAACAGAUGCAGCUGCAGCUACAGAAACAACAGCAACAGCAGCAAGCGCCAGCGUCAGCCAUGCAACUGAAGCCUACGAAGUCGCAUCCGCACAUCCCGCCUCCGCUGCAGAUCCCCAGCACAAUACUCGUCGACGCACAAACAUCCACCUCACCGUUGGCUGCGACCGCUGUGGGCGAACUAAAGGCUGCGCUGCCAGCUGCGUGCGCAACAACAGCUCCGACGGGCGCAGUGAGCACUACGGCAGCCGGAGUUGGUGGCGGUUCCACUACACCAACAACCGAGUACUCAACAGCCAUAUCCAGCAGUCAUCUGCAGCAGGCAUUCGCUUCAGCGGCCGUAGCGGAUCAACAACAAUUUUACAACAAUAACAAUAUCGCGGCUGGAAUUGCCGUUAGUAACAACAAUAAGGCAGCGGCGGCGGCGGCGGCAGCUGCUGGUGUUAUCGUAGUUCAGCCUACAGCCGGUGCUGGGGCGGGUAUGGGAGCUAUGGCUGCGGCCAGUAGCGCGGCGUAUGGUAGUGGUAUUAGUAGUAAUUGUGAUUUGUUAAUAUCGAAUAAUAUACAACCACCGAGACGAGAGUUACUAACUAAACAUAAUGAUGAUGGCCGACACUUUGAUGUUGAACCGAGUUCGAAUAAUAAUAAUAACAACAACAACAUUAAUAUUAAUACACAAAGUGUCAACGUGCAUGCAAAUAGCAAUGAUUUGCUAAAUAAUACAACAGUAGCAGCAGCAGCAGCAACAACAAAUUUAAUAUAUGAUAAUAAUAAACAAUUACAAAUAAACACAUUAAAAAGUAGUAGUCCAAAUAGUAGCAUAUCAAAAGGUAGAACUGAACUAUUAUUAGGCGAUCAAAGUUUAAGGCAGGACUUGAGGCCACGGCGUCGUUCUGGCUCCAGUAUUGUCGUUAUUGAUGGUGACGAUUUGAAGCCAUGCCUACCGGACGACUAUAUCAGUAGUCAGCAUUAUCGGCAACAUUCUGGUGACAGUAAAGAGAUGAUAGAUCAGGAAAUGUUGACAAUGCUUUCGGUAAAUCAAGAUAAUGGUCCACAUCGUGAGAUGGCUGUCGAUUGUCCAGAUAAUUUUAUCGCGCGUAAUAAGACACCACCACGUUAUCCGCCACCACACCGUCCACCACAGCCACCAACACAAUACAAAUUGAAUAACAAUACACCACCACCACAACAACAACAACACCAACAGACACUAAAUGUCACACACACCAGCAGCCACAACAGUAACGGUAGCGAAAACGGCAAAAAAUCAUAUUCGGGGCUUAACAACAAAUUUGCCGCCGCUGCCACCAGCAACAAUCCAAAUGGCACUACCACCGCCGACGCCGCUGAGGAAUUCGAAUUGGUCGCCAUCGAUGGUGGUGGCGGCGGUGGCGUCGGCGGUAGUGGCGCACUGCUGCAACGUGCCGGGUCUUCGUCAUUUUCCUCGUCCUACGAGGAGUCCAUGAGCAAGAGCUCUUUCGAUUCCAUCGCCUAUUGUCAUUUACAUAACAAACAAAAUAACAAUAUUAACACACUGAACAACAACAAUCAUUACCAGAACAAUAACACCACGAGCAAUUCAUCAAGUUCAUCGACACCAUCGAAGCGUGGCGGUGUAUGUAUCGUCGGUGGUGGCGUACUACAGGGCGGUUCUUUGCAUAGUUCGAACGGUUCCACGCCGGAGGCGCCAUUGAUUGAGGGUCUCGGCGGCGCACCGCCUGAGUAUGAGCUGCUGCCCUUGACGAUAUGUGCGCCACCUACGGGCAAGCAUCGUGAACUGCCCGUCGAUGUGCCGGAUAGCUUUAUAGAGAUUGUAAAGACACCGCCACGCUAUCCGCCGCCUCCACACCUGUCAUCGCUCUCAUCGCAAUUAUCUUCGAAUUCAUCCACUUCAACAGCGCACACAACACUGACGUACAUCAACUCAUCGUCGAACUCCUCCACCAACAAUGGUAGUCACACUAAUGAUAACUCCUUUUCGCCCACGUGCUCCCCACUGUCGGGUGGCUCGUACACCGCAUUGGCUUCAAUUUCGGCUACUGCUUCUGGUCUCGUAUCGUUGUCCGCAUGCUCACCGCUCUCCGAACAUCAGUCAUCAUCAUCAUCAUCAUCAGCAUCAGCUACCACAAGGUCAACGUCAACGUCAACGUCAACGUCCGCUUGUCAUCCACUAAAACAAUUGGUUAAACAGAAGAGUCUCUUGUCGUUGGGUUCGUUGAGUAGCUCCGUUGAGAAAUUAGAUAAAUCAACAGGCGCAACAACAACAGCUUGCCAGCAGCAGCAACAGCAACAACAACGCCAGCAACCACAACCACAAGUGCCAGUAGGUGGCGGCACAAGUGUGGUCGAUGGCUGCUUAAGGGCGGGCAAAGCGGGCAAAGCUGGCAAGGAGUCAGGCAAGCGCAAUGAUGAGUUGAAUGGUUCUGUGAAACCAGUGCCACCGCCGCGUGAUCACCUGCGUAUCGAAAAGGAUGGCCGUCUGAUAAAUCGUACGCCAGCGCCACAAUUGCCCGAUCGCCGUUUGGUCGCUGGUCAGCCGCAGCCGCAGCCACAACAUCAACAGAUAGCACAAAUAGUUGAACCGACGCUGGAGCAGUUGGAUAGCAUUAAAAAAUAUCAGGAGCAGCUACGUCGCCGGCGCGAGGAGGAAGAACGGAUCGCGCAACAAAAUGAAUUUUUGCGCAACAGUUUGCGCGGCUCGCGUAAACUCAAGGCGCUGCAGGACAGCAAGGCGGCCGCACAACAGCAACAGCCGGUUGCCACGGAGACACGUAUUGCGGGCGUGGAGAACGAGGCGUAUAUGGACGAUGAGGAUGUCGAGAAAAUCAAUGGUUACGGCGAACUGAUUGCCGCGCUGACACGUCUGCAGAAUCAACUCACCAAAAAUGGCAUGUCCACGCUGGCAAGUCGCGCUUCCGCCGCACAUAACGUGCUGAGUAGCGCCGGCGUUGCACAUGCGCUCGCCGCACGCGCUGCGGUGCUACAACGCCGACGUCCACGUGUCUCCAACCCUGUGAGCGUCAAUGCCACGAUACUGCAAAAGGAUAUUGUCGAGCUGCUGACACAGUCGAAUACCGCUGCUGCGAUCGAGCUCGGAAAUUUGCUGACAAGUCACGAAAUGGAGGGUCUACUAUUGGCGCACGAUCGUGUUGCUACGCUCACCGACGCCACACCAUCACCACUGCUUAGCGGUGCGACAAGUCCACAGCAAACAGCCGCAAGCGCUGGUGUUGCGCCAGUGCCACCUAGCAAAAGCGCAGCAGUACGAGGCACAGCUGUGCCACCACCCGUAGUUCCACCGCCGCCGCUAGCGCAACGUAGCGCAAUGCCACUGCCGCAGAAUUUGGUAGGCGGUGCGGGGACACAACACGCGCCACCAGUGCCUCCACAACUUGGUGGCUACAUGAAGCAGCCCAUGCGUCCAGAUUCGCCGCCUCUGAGCGCCUGCUUUGGCACGCUGAACGAUCAGAAUGACAACAUACGCAUCAUACAGAUUGAGAAGUCGACAGAGCCGCUCGGCGCAACGGUGCGCAAUGAGGGCGAGGCUGUCGUGAUCGGACGCAUAGUGCGUGGGGGCGCAGCUGAGAAGUCGGGCUUGCUGCACGAGGGCGACGAAAUACUCGAGGUGAACGGGCAAGAGCUGCGCGGCAAGACGGUGAACGAGGUGUGCGCACUGCUCAGCUCUAUGCAGGGUACCCUCACCUUUCUCAUUGUGCCCGCAGGCAGUCCACCACCCGGUGGCGGCCAUCGCGAAAACGCUGUAUUGCAUGUGCGUGCCCACUUCGACUAUGAUCCGGAGGAUGAUCUGUACAUACCGUGUCGUGAGCUGGGUAUUAGCUUCCAAAAGGGUGAUGUAUUGCACGUGAUCUCGCGUGACGAUCCCAACUGGUGGCAGGCGUAUCGUGAGGGCGAGGAGGAUCAAACGCUGGCCGGUCUCAUACCUAGUCAAUCGUUUCAGCAUCAGCGUGAGACCAUGAAGUUGGCCAUUGCGGAGGAGGCGGGUUUGGCGCGCAGUCGCGGCAAAGACAGCAGUAAAGGUGCGACGCUGCUGUGUGCCCGCAAAGGGCGGAAAAAGAAGAAAAAGGCUAGCUCGGAGGCGGGUUAUCCACUAUACGCCACCACGGCGCCGGACGAAACAGAUCCGGAGGAAAUACUCACCUACGAAGAGGUUGCCUUAUACUAUCCACGUGCCACACACAAACGACCCAUUGUGCUGAUUGGGCCACCGAAUAUAGGGCGUCACGAGUUGAGACAACGGCUGAUGGCCGACUCGGAUCGCUUCUCGGCGGCGGUGCCACAUACAUCACGUGCCCGUCGCGAAGGUGAAGUACCCGGCGUUGAUUAUCACUUCAUCACGCGCCAAGCCUUUGAGGCGGACAUACUGGCGCGUCGCUUCGUCGAACAUGGCGAAUAUGAGAAGGCUUACUAUGGCACCUCACUAGAGGCCAUACGUACAGUGGUUGCGAGCGGUAAGAUUUGUGUACUGAAUUUACAUCCGCAAAGUUUGAAAUUGUUGCGCGCCUCCGAUCUGAAGCCGUAUGUGGUGUUGGUCGCACCGCCCAGUCUCGAUAAGCUGCGUCAGAAGAAGUUACGCAAUGGAGAACCCUUUAAGGAGGAGGAGCUCAAAGACAUCAUAGCUACCGCCCGCGAUAUGGAGGCACGUUGGGGUCAUCUCUUCGAUAUGAUUAUCAUCAACAACGAUACAGAUCGUGCUUAUCAACAACUACUGGCCGAGAUCAACUCGCUGGAACGUGAACCACAAUGGGUGCCAGCCAGUUGGGUGCAUAAUAAUCGAGACGAGUCAUAAAAUUAAUGGAAAUACAAAAUACAAAAGCAAACGCGAAGCAAAGAGAUGAAAAAACAGGGAUUUGUAUAAGAAAUAUCAGAGAACGCAUGGAGGGUGGAGAGUAAAAUUGAAUGAAAGAAAAGAUGAGAAACUACGUAAAAAAGUGAAAGUAACAGAAAAAACAGUUUGAAGAAUUUUUGUGAGCGACAUUCAUUUAAUUGCUGCAAACUAAUUUCGCUGAAAGCUCAAAGCGCAGCUGGAAAGCUUAAUAUUUUAUAACUUUUGUUAUUUUGUCUAAAAUGUGUUGCUCAUUUUCUUUUAAAACAUCACUCAGUAAGGUUUGUUAGAUAAAAUUUUAUUUUAUUUUAUUUUAUUUUACUUCUCUCUUUUACUUGCUCUCAUCGGCAAAGUAUUCACCUUUUCAUCUGCGUAAGCUUUCACUUCAAAGUCUUUUCGUUUCUUUUUCACUGUUUCGUCAAAUUUUCAACUAAAUUUUUAACUUUCGCGCUUUCACUGUUCUUCGUUAAGCUUUCACCUUCUUGCAAAGCUUUCAUUUUCCCCGUUGAGCUUUUUGCAGUAAAUUUGGUUUUUACUUACAUUUGCUAGGGAGUGAAUGUAGUUUUUUGGCUUUUUCCUGUCAAAGUGAAUCUUUUGUUGUUUGUUUUUUAUCGAGUGUGACAUAGUACUUACGAGUAUGUUACAUAUAAAUGGUUUCGUGCACGUCUCCCUUGUGAAAGCUUGUAAAUUAUUACAUGUAUGCGUUUGCUCUA
This is a messenger RNA of Ceratitis capitata (Mediterranean fruit fly), 7166 nucleotides long. RefSeq lists its product as uncharacterized. Gene Ontology annotation, biological process: morphogenesis of an epithelial sheet; protein localization to plasma membrane; establishment or maintenance of polarity of embryonic epithelium. Bases 475 to 6417 code for a protein of 1980 amino acids. The record is from RefSeq and is a predicted model, not a curated record. Gene Ontology annotation, molecular function: protein binding. The transcript has 17 exons. Gene Ontology annotation, cellular component: plasma membrane; adherens junction. NCBI's taxonomy places the organism in Eukaryota, Metazoa, Arthropoda, Insecta, Diptera, Tephritidae.